GAGCCCCGCCCCUCCGCAGGCCCCGCCCUCUCUGCCCCGCCCUCCCUCUAUCCCAGGACUGCCUUCCAGCGCAGCCUGGGCCACCAAGCGCUGGCCAGCGGGCGCCGAGAAAUGGACCAAUUUUGACAAGAUGUAGUGCUAUAGCGUGCCUGAUCAGACAUGUUCAGUCAUGGCAUCCGAACUUUGUAAGACGAUCUCUGUGGCCAGGCUUGAAAAGCACAAGAAUUUGUUCUUAAAUUAUAGAAAUCUGCACCAUUUCCCAUUGGAGUUACUGAAAGAUGAAGGGCUGCAACAUCUGGAGAGGCUGUAUAUGAAAAGGAACUCGCUUACAACCUUGCCAGAAAACCUCGCCCAGAAGCUUCCAAACCUUGUGGAACUGUACCUUCACUCAAAUAACAUAGUUGUGGUCCCGGAAGCCAUCGGGUCCCUUGUAAAACUCCAGUGUCUGGAUCUUAGUGACAAUGCCUUAGAGAUUGUUUGCCCGGAAAUUGGUCGUCUGAAAGCAUUACGUCAUCUUCGAUUAGCUAACAACCAACUACAAUUCCUACCUCCAGAGGUUGGCGAUUUGAAGGAGCUGCAGACACUAGACAUUUCUACCAAUCGUUUGCUAGCUUUACCCGAGAGGCUUCACCUGUGCCUUUCUCUGCAGUACCUCACUGUGGACCGCAAUCGGCUAUGGUGUGUGCCGCGCCAUCUCUGCCAGCUGCCCAGCCUCAACGAGCUCUCCAUGGCUGGAAACCGUCUUGCAUUUUUGCCACUUGAUUUAGGGCGCUCUCGAGAACUGCAGUACGUGUAUGUGGAUAACAACACCCACCUGAAAGGCCUGCCGUCCUAUCUCUACAACAAAGUCAUCGGGUGCAAUGGCUGUGGUGUCACCAUCCAGGUGUCUGAGGUGAAGCUGCUGUCCUUUUCAUCUGGGCAGCUGACUGUCUUCCUCCCAGCUGAGGUGAAAGCCAUUGGUACAGAGGAUGACCAUGUCCUGCCUCUGCAGGAGCUGGCCAUGCGGAGUCUCUACCACACCUACCACAGGUUUCUGAAAGAUCUGAACUUUUUGUCUCCAAUCUCAUUACCCAGAAGUCUCUUGGAGCUGCUGCAUUGCCCCCUGGGGCACUGUCACCGGUGUAGUGAGCCCAUGUUUACCUUCGUCUAUCCCAAGCUCUUCCCCUUGAGAGAGACGCCGAUGGCAGGCCUGCACCAGGGGAGGACAACUGUUGGCUUCGUGGCUUACUGCUGCUCCACCCAGUGUCUGCAGACUUUUGACCUGCUGAGUUGAUAAACACUCAAGAGCCUUAGGAGCACUGCCAGCUGACCCUGCAGCUGCCUGCCGUAGCCCAGCAUGUGUGUGGCAGGGCCAGGAGAGUCCAACCAGGCGGAACAGACCCUUCCAUCCUGUCCAGUCCUGUC
Molecule: messenger RNA, 1404 nt
Organism: Phodopus roborovskii (desert hamster)
Lineage: Eukaryota; Metazoa; Chordata; Mammalia; Rodentia; Cricetidae
Gene: Lrrc28
Product: leucine rich repeat containing 28
Exons: 10
Coding region: 170-1273 (367 amino acids)
Molecular function (GO): protein binding
Source: RefSeq, a predicted model, not a curated record